Molecule: messenger RNA, 7548 nt
Organism: Phycodurus eques (leafy seadragon)
Lineage: Eukaryota; Metazoa; Chordata; Actinopteri; Syngnathiformes; Syngnathidae
Gene: mtmr14
Product: myotubularin related protein 14
Exons: 17
Coding region: 3940-5487 (515 amino acids)
Biological process (GO): dephosphorylation
Molecular function (GO): phosphatidylinositol-3-phosphate phosphatase activity
Source: RefSeq, a predicted model, not a curated record
AAACUUACAUAAUAACCGAAAUAGGUAAGUUGAUUUUUGGUUUUCUCCGUCUGUCGCUUCAGUUUCACGUGCUCUCUGACGCGUCAAUAGUAACCAGACAUCGAGGAAAUAUUGCUCCUACGUGAUGUCACUGCUUCUCUAAAAUAGGAUGUUUUCAAUGUAGAGGUAAAAAAAAAAAAAAGAUAUCUAUAUCGUGCAAAAGUUCAACUAUUUUGCCAUUCAUUCAGAAAGUGAAACUUACUUUGAAUAAAUUCAUUCCACAUAAAUAUUUCAAGCUUUCUUGUAAUUUUGAUGAUUAUGGCUGAAAUAUAAUGAAAACCUAAAAUUCAGCAUUUCAGUCAAUUAGAUUAACACAGAAGACUAAUAAAAAUACAAAAAAAUUAAAAAAAAAAAAGGCUGUUUUAAGCACAGAUGUCCGGCUUCUGAAAAUGUUAAUUUCUAUGCACUCAAUAGUUGGUUGGGCCUCCUUUUGCAUGAAUUACUGCAUCAACGCACUGUGGCAAGGAGGCGAUCAGCUUUUGGCGCUGCGUAGGUGAAAUGGAAGCCGAGGUUGCUUUGAUAGCUGCCUCCAGGUCAUCUGCAUUAUCGGGUCUAGUGUCUCUCAUCUUCUUGACAACAGCCUAUGGAUUUUCUGUGGGGUUCACGUCAGGAGAGUUGGCUGGCCAAUCAAGAACAGUAACACUCUGGUCAUUGAACCAGCUUUUGGUAUCUUUGGCAGCGUGGGCUGCUGGAAAAUACAAUCCACUUCUCCGUACAGCCUUUUAGCAGAGAAAAACAUUCAGCUCUAGAAUUUCCUGGUAUAUGCCUGCAUUGACGAUGGACUUCAGAAAACACAGUGGACCAACACAAGAACAUGGCCUCCCAAAUCAUCACUGACGGGAAACGUAACAUUUGACUUCAAGCAAUGUGGGUGCUGUGCCUCUCCACUAUUCCUCCAGCCUCUGGGACCCUGAUUUCCAAGUGAAAUGUAAAAUUUACUUUCAUCUGAAAAGAGGACUUUGGACCCUUGAGCAUGUCCUGUUCCUUUUCCUACUUUGCCCGGGUGAGACAUUUCUGACGGCGUUUUUGUUUCAGGAGUGGCUUGACACGAGCAAUGUGACAUUUGCAGCACAUUUCUGGUACCGUCAUUUCUCGUGUAUAAUGCAGUUUGAGAGUUGAACUUCUCUUUUAAGACAGUAUGGCAUUGGAGAUCAAUCAGUUCCAUCUGCAGCUCCCGUGGUGCUGUUUCAAGGUCUUGUGUGACUGAAUCUUGGGGGGCAGUUUGUCAGAUAAAGGUGUUCUGCUGAGCCUGCAAGCUUGAUUUUAACCGCUGAGCCGUAGCCUUCAGUCCCUGCGUUGAUUGGCUGUUAGCAUAAUCAGCAUGUUUGGUAGAAAGGUGACGGCUGAUGUUAUAUUCGUCUAAAACCGUAAUGGUUUUUUAACAAAUUAGACAUACGGUCUUUCGACCGGACUUCAGUGAAAAAGUAUUUAGUAGUCCAUUCUACAUUAAACACUUGGCACUCAUUGUCGACUUUUCUUUUCUUUGGGCCACUCAUGGUUGAAGGAGGGUUGAGAGCAAUAGCAGAGUAACUAUGUAUCACUGUACCUACCGCGCUACCUGGUGGAACCACUGCGCAUUACAGGGCAACCUGGUGGAACUACUGGGUCAAAUGAAUGUAGUCAUGAUUUGAUAUGAUUUGGGCGAUUCUGUACAAAUCUUUGGCGGGCCGGAUUGAAACGAUCAACGGGCCAGGAUGUGGCUCACGGGCCAUAGUUUGCCCACCCCGGGCUCCAGAUGGAGACUCCAGACUGAGCAAAAUAAAACACAGGAAAUACUCAUAUAAUACAUUGUCAUGGCUAGAUACGCACGACCCCGCUCUGGUCGUGUGUACUUGGCAGCAGAGCAAAAACGCGGAGCCAACAUAGACACAUAUAGUUAGAGCCUAUAAGGAGCAAGUUGGGUCGUUGCCAAGAUAUGUCAGCGCAGCUGCCAUUUUGGAUGUGGCAGAGUUACCCGUAAAUUCAUAUAAAGUAAAUGAACUGAAUUUCAUCGCAACGCGUGAACCCACAUAAAGUAUAUACCUCUUCUUCGCCCAAUCAUAGCACAUGGACACACUAUUAUAUUGCGGAAACAGAAAGGCACGCACCAAAAACAAAGCACAGAACUUUUAAUAUGAUGAUUAUAAAAACUUGCUCUUUAUUUGCGCCGGAUCAUUUCAAAUGUAUUUAAGUGUGCUCAGAAUCUUUCAAGGGUAAAUAGGACAAAACCAUCAUAUGAUGGAAUUUUUACUGCUUCUAAUGUAUGUUUUAUUUCUGGUAUGCGCAGCAUAUGCUUAUGAUCAUUUUGAAUUUAAUUUAUAAUUGUAUUCUUAUAAUCCCUCAAGGGUCAAUCAAUCGUAUGUAUGUGUCUUCUUCUAUUCCUUUCGGCUUGUCCCGUUAGGGGUCACCACAGUUUUUCAUCCUUUUCCAUGUAAUCCGUAUCUCCUGUAUCCUCCUCUCUAACACCAGCUGCCCUCAUGUCUUCCCUCACUACAUCUAUCAACCUUCUCUUUGGUCUUCCUCAAGGUCUCUUGCCUGGCAGCUCCAUCCUCAUCACCCUUCUACCGAUAUACUUACUGUCUCUCCUCCGGACGUGUCCAAAUCAUCGAAGUCUGCUCUUCUCUAACUUUGUCUCCAAAACAUCGAACCUUGGCUGUGCCUCCGAUGAGCUAAUUUCAAAUUUUAUCCAACCUGGUCACUCUGAGAGAGAGAGAGAGAGAGAGAGAGAGAGAGAGAGAGAGAACCUCUCCAUCUUCCUUUCCGCCACCUCCAGCUCUGCUUCCUGUCGUCUCUUCAGUGCCACCGUCUCUAAUCCGUCCAACAUGGCUGGCCUCACCACCGUAUUUUAAACUUUGCCCUUCAUCCUAGCAGAGAUUCUUCUGUCACAUAACACACCUGACACCUCCCUCCACCCGUUCCAACCUGCUUGGACUCGUUUCUUCACUUUCUGACCACACUCACCAUUGCUCUGGACGGUUGACCCCAAGUUUUCAAAGUCCUCCACCCUCUCUUCUCCCUGGAACCUCACUCUUCUCCCUCAACCCCCAUCAUUCAUGCGCAUAUAUUCUGUCUUACUUCGGCUAAUCUUCAUUCCUCUGCUUUCCAGUGCAUGCCUCCACAUUUCUAACUGUUCCUCCACCUGCUCCCUGCUUUCACUGCAGAUCACAAUGUCAUCUGCAAACAUCAUGGUCCACGGGGAUUCCAGUCUAACCUCAUCUGUCAGCCUAUCCAUCAUCACUGCAAACAGGAAGGGGCUUAGCGCUGAUCCCUGAUGCAGUACCACCUCCGCCUUAAACUCCUCUGUCACACCUACAGCACACCUCACCACUGUUCUGCUGCCCUCAUACAUGUCCUGUACUAUUCUAACAUACUUCUCUGCCACUACAGACUUCCUCAUGCAGUACCACAGUUCCUCUCUGGGUACUCGGUCAUAGGCUUUCUCUUGAUCUACAAAGACACAACGUAGCUCCUUCUGACCUUCUCUCUACAUCUCCAUCAACACCCUCAGGGCAAAGAAUGCAUCUGGGGUACUCUUUCUAGGCAUGAAACCAUACUGUUUCCCUCAAAUACUCACCUCUGUCCUGAGUCUAGCCUCCACUACUCUUUCCCAUAACUUCAUUGUGUGGCCCAUCCACUUUAUUCCUCUCUAGUUCCCACAGCUCUGCACAUCACCCUUGUUCUUCAAAAUGGGCACCAGCACACUUUUCCUCCAUUCCUCAGGCAUCUUCUCACGCGCUAGACUUCUGUUGAACAAGCUGGUCAAAAACUCCGCAGCCACCUCUCCAAGAUGCUUCCAUACUCCUACAGUACCAGCCUGGUGGUGGUAAGCUACUGGAGUAGCCACAGCUGCCCUGGGGCAGUCUGGCUGCCAUUCUGCGCCGACACCAAACAUCAAAAUGCAUUCAUUCGCAUAGGACUGCUAUGGGCGCCCCAUCCCAUAGGGGUCGGGCCUGUGGGGCCGUGGCCCCUCGAUGCCAUGGGGGCAGUGAUGAUACGGUGACAGACUCUGAGGAGGUUCCAGAGGAUGACUUUGCAGUCAGGAAUGGGGACUCACAGCUUUUUGACAAGGUCCGAGGCCAUGAUAUUAAGCUCCUCCGGUACUUGUCAGUUCGCUACAUCUGCGACCUUAUGGUGGAGAACAAGAAGGUUAAGUUCGGCGUGAAUGUGACAUCCUCCGAGAAGGCCGACAAAGCCCAACGCUAUGCAGACUUCACUUUGCUCUCUGUGCCUUAUCCAGGGUGUGAGUUCUUUAAAGACUACAAAGAUAGAGACUACACUGCUGAGGGACUUGUGUUUAACUGGAAUCAGGACUAUGUGGAUGCUCCCUUGACAAUUCCUGCGUGCUUUAAGAAGAACCUAAACAUUGACUGGGCUGAGUACCAGUCAUGGGACCUGGUGGAACAGACGCAGAACUACCUGAAGCUACUUCUACAUAUCAUCAACAGUGAUGAUGAGAGUGGCCUACUUGUGCACUGCAUAUCAGGCUGGGACCGAACACCUCUGUUUGUUUCUCUCCUCAGGCUGUCUCUUUGGGCCGACGGAGCUGUACACAACAGUCUGGAAGCAGCCGAGAUCCUGUAUCUGACUAUUGCUUAUGACUGGUUCCUGUUUGGUCACAUGCUGCCAGACCGACUCUCCAAGGGGGAGGAGAUUUUCUUUUUUUGCUUCAACUUUUUGAAGCACAUCGUCUCAGAGAAGUUCUCUGCUAUUAAAAAAGAGAGAAGGAAGAACUCCCAGUGCAAAGAUGGUGAUUUUACAGUGGAGGACCUCUGCCAAUUAAAGUCCAGGGAUCGUGGCAGUGUGACAAGUCUGAGCAGUGACUUUUCCCUCAUCACUGAGGAGGUUGGUGUGACUUCCGGCUUCAUGAGCGACACUCUGGACUUCUUCUCCAGCCAGCCUCCACUUCCCACUUGGAAAAAAGGCACCGCCUCCUCUCCUCCAAUGGUCAUAUGGAACAAACAAAACCCUCUGGAUGAACAGCUCCCACAUCCCCUGAGUGAGGCCAGGCCUUCCAGUUCAUCCUCCUCCAACCACUCGGACCACGCCGUCACACGCGCAGGGAGCAGCCCCUUGGCUGUCCCCGGCCCAAGGUUUGCAGCAGACUGCACUCGGUCAGGGUCUUCUCUGUCUACAGAGUAUGGUAGUUGGCAGAUCGUCUCUGGUUGCGGUAGCAUCCACGAUCGUCCUCCCUUCCAUCCACCUCUGACUUCGGCCUCGUCCGCUGUGGCUGCCCCCUAUGACUCCCUCCUGCCCUUCAGCUUUCAGGAGGAAGGACCCAAUGGACGGAUGUGUCCCUUCCCCUCAGAACGUCAAGCGCGUCUCGAAGCUGUGCGGGAAAUCUUCCUGGCGGCCUACAGCUCUACUGUGGGUCUAAAGUCUGGAGCGUCCAGUCCCUCUGGGGCAAUCACAGGCCUGCUUGAGCAGUUCGCCCGAGGUGUCGGCCUUCGAAGUACCAACAGCCUUGUCUAAGCCCCUUUUAAUGUGAUUGCUGACACCUCCGCUUCAUCAGAUCCAUCCAUCAAAUAAUUUGUGGACGCCAACGAAGUGCCAAACAUUCCUUCGUACAGGGGUUUUCUACUCUUAGUGAAUCUGCGUCGGUGUUUUUCCAAACUUUACAUGUGAAGAUGAGUCUCAAACUGAUCCUUUAUGGUUUAAUCUAUUUUUGCUUGUUCCUCCAUGAAAGGGAUGGAAUUGUUUUCUGUCACUGCAUCACAAGAGCAAAGUGAAAGAAGGCUUGCAGCGUGGAGUUGCUUGUUGCCUUCUCUAACUUAAAGUGAGGGUGACAUUGUGAUCUAGACAAAGUCAGCACUGCUUGUCACUCUUCAGGUUACAGUGUAUUUGAUUGAGUCACUACCUAAAUACAGUCAAAAGUUCAGAUACACUUUCACGUGCUAUUGAAUGAGAAAGUGUUUUGACUGGUGCAGUACAUGCCUGUAUACAGUUGAAACCAGAAGUUUACAUACACUAGAUAAAACCUUUUUUUUUCCUCACUGUGACAUGAAAUCAGACUAAACGUUUCCUGUUGUCGGUCAAUUAGGAUUACCAAAAUUAGAUUUUUUUAUACACAAAUUUGCAUGACUUUCUUUAAAGUCAGAAGUUAACCUAAAUUGAAUUCGUAUUUGAUACCAUUGCCUUUAAACUGUCUGACUUUGAAACUUUUUGGAUAUCCUUCCACAAGCUUCUCACAAUAGUUGUCAGAUAUUUUGGCCCAUUCCUCCUGACAGAACUGGUGUACCUGAGCCAAGUUUGUCGUCCACCUUGCUCGCACAUGCCUUUUCAGGUCUGCCCAUAAAUUUUCAAUAGGCUUGAGAUCACAGCGUAGCGAUGGCCACUCCAAAUCAUGGACUUUAUCCUUAAUCCUCUUUGUAAGCAGUUCAGCAGUAUGCUUCGGGUCAUUGUCCAUUUGGAAGACCCAUUUGCGCCCAAGCUUUAACUUUCUGGCCGACGCCUAUAGCUGUUGCUCCAGUGUUUCCGCUAACUGUUCGUUUUUUCACGAUGCACCGGUCCCUCCUGCAGAAAAAAGCCACAAUUGCCACCGCUGAAUUUCAAAGUUGGGAUGGUGUUCUCAAGCGUGCACAGGCUGAAAUAUUGUUAACUCUGGAAACAUGCAUAUAAUUGCAUUUCAAUACAAAACAGUCGAAAAAAUUCCCAGCUAAAAUUAAACAGAACCUAAAGCUAAAAUGCCAUUUCAGGACACAUUUUUAGAACAGUAUGGCCUUUAAAUGGUUUCUGCAUGGCAGUUGAAAAGUUAGAUCAACUUUGGUGAUAUGAAAACUCCUUUUUGCACAAUUUGCACAAAACCACGCUGACCAAGGCUUCAGUCUGAUAAAACAUGCACGAUAGGUUAAUUGAAGACUCUAAAUCGUCCGUAGGUGUGAAUGGUUGUUUGUUUCUAUGUGCCCUGGGAUUGGCUGGCGACCAGUCAGGGUGUAGCCCGCCUCUCUCCCAGAGUCGUGCUGGGAUAGGCUCCAGCACGCCCGCGAAAUCGUUCGUCGGGGCGAAUGGUUGGUAUGUGCCCUGCAAUUGGCUGGCGACCAGUUCAGGGUGUACUCUGCCUCUCGCCCAGAGUCGUGCUGGGAUAGGCUUAAGUACACCCGUGACCCUAGUCAGAAUAAGCAGUAUGGAUAAUGGAUGGAUGGAUUUCUUGUCAGUGAGAGAAAAAAAAAGCAUAUAGUGUAUGUAAACUUCUGGUUUCAACUGCAUAUGUUUAAAGUCCACGAUGUUUGUGCGUUCCAAGUUAAGAUGAGACAUUGGAAAUACAGCUAUAUGGAUCACAGCGGUGUCUAUAUGAUUUUAUUGAGUUAAUUGUGAGGCAGGAAUGACCUCAGCACAUUUGCAAGACUAUAUAAAUUAAUUCCAGAGGGUGCUUUUUUGACAUCAGGAUACCUUAAGAUUUUGGUUUAUUUUUGAUAUCUUUUGUUCAGUUGAGUCUUCCUUUGAAGGUAUUGAAUCCCGCAUCCGAUGACACUUUGUUUCAGCUGUGGUUGUUUGGAAGUACUCGAUAAAUAAAAUUGAGUUGAGCUAAGAUUA